GUUCAUUCCGCUCAGUCCGCCGCGGAAACUCGUGGGGGUUGUACGUGACAUUGUCGCUUGAAAAUUACAAUUUGAAAUUGCAUCGCGCCCUAUCUAACCGGUAGACUUGAUUUAAACUAUUAAAAGACAAUUAUAGACGUUUUAAAUAAAUAAAGUAAGAGUCGAGUGUUAAGUUAAUUUAUGUUUGUGUUAUUAUAAGACUUUUUUAGUCAGUGCAAGUGGUUUUUUCGCGAUCUACGCGACUGCACUUUGGUUUGUGUGCUUGGUCAAGUGAAGAGAGACACAAUGAACGGUCUGAACGGUCACAGCAACGGUGACAUGAACGGCGCCGGGGACAUCAUCACGCAGAACCAGCAGCGAGGCUGGUGGACCAUCGGCCUCAUCAACUCGCGCUACCGCUACCUCACCGCCGAGACCUUCGGCUUCAAGAUCAACGCGAACGGCACCAGCCUCAAGAAGAAACAGAUCUGGACCUUGGAGCCUGCCUCGGGGAACGCCAAUGACAGUAUGAUCUACCUGCGCUCACACUUGGACAAAUACCUCGCCGUGGACUCGUUCGGCAACGUCACCUGCGAAUCCGAGGAGAAGGAACCUGGCAGCAAGUUCCAGAUCAGUGUAUCUGACGACGGAACCGGUCGGUGGGCACUACGGAACGUGGAGCGAGGCUACUUCCUCGGCUCCAGCUCAGACAAACUCACGUGCACCGCCAAGGUGCCAGGUGACGCUGAACUAUGGCAUGUUCACCUCGCGGCACGACCACAGGUCAACCUCCGCUCGAUCGGCCGCAAGCGUUUCGCCCACUUGUCCGAGUCCCUGGACGAGAUCCACGUGGACGCCAACGUGCCCUGGGGCGAAGACACGCUCUUUACCCUCGAGUUCCGAGCUGAUGAAGGAGGCAAAUACGCCCUGCACACUUGCAACAACAAGUACCUCAGCGCUGGAGGCAAGCUCCUCGACACGUGCACAUCAGAGUGCCUGUUCAGCGCGGAGUACCACGCGGGAGCCCUGGCGCUGCGCGACAGCGCGGGCGCCUACCUCGCGCCCAUCGGCUCCAAGGCCGUGCUGAAGACGCGCUCCACCGCCGUGACGCGCGACGAGCUGUUCUCGCUGGAAGACAGCUUGCCGCAAGCCGCCUUCAUUGCCGCCCUCAACGAGAAAUACGUCUCCGUCAAGCAAGGAGUGGACGUGACAGCGAACCAGGACGAGAUCUCGUCGCACGAAACGUUCCAGCUGGAGUUCGACUGGGGCACCAAGCGCUGGUACAUUCGCACCAUGCAGGACCGCUACUGGACGCUGGAGACGGGCGGCGGCAUCCAGGCCAGCGGAGACAACAAAUCGUCCAACGCUCUGUUCGAGCUGGACUGGCAGGGCGACGGCGCGGUGGCGUUCCGCGCCAACAACGGCAAGUACCUCAUGACCAAGCGCUCCGGACACCUGUACGCCAACGCCGACACCAUCGACGACAACUGCAAAUACUACUUCUAUCUCAUCAACAGGCCGAUCCUUGUGCUGAAGUGCGACCAGGGCUUCGUGGGGCCGAAGGGCGUGCGGCUGGAGUGCAACAAGGCCAACUACGAGACCAUCCAGGUCAUCCGCGGACCCAAGGGUGCCGUCUACUUCAAGGGUCAGAACGGCAAGUACUGGCACGCGGACAGCGAGAGCGUGACGUGCGACAGCGACAGCCCGCAGCCCUUCCACCUCGAGCUGCGCGAGCCCACGCGCCUCGCCAUCCGCGCCGCCUCGCCCAAGCUGUACCUGGCCGCCGCCAAGAACGGCAACUUCCGCCUCGCCUCGCCCGACCUGGCCGGCGCCACGCACUGGGAGUACUAACCGCUCACCACCCUUCAUCCCCCAAUCUUAUUUAUGCAGAAAAGUUUUUGGGGUCCCCCACAUUACCGCAACUCCCAAAACGGAGUCGACUCUCCAAGAGUUCCGCAAUAAACGCCACGAAUUGGAGGUAAUUACUAAGUUACUGAACAAUCCCCAAUUUCGUUUGAGCCUCUAGAAAAAAAGUUUUUGGAGUCGUCUAAAAUUUCAGCCUUAAUAAAGGCAAGUCCCAAAACUGGAUUAACUACCCAAAAAUCCGCAAAGAAUUUUAUUGUGUCUGGAGUUCAUAUUAAUUAAUAAAUGUUGAUAUUAGCCGAUAAACUGUUCAUUUUUAUUGAGAAGAUUCUUCUUAUACUUAUUGAACAGUUAUUUUUAUAACAUUUUUAACAAAACUAAGUAAAAAACUUUAAAAAAGGGGGACCCUUGUUAUUUUUAAAGAAAGCUUGCAAUUCAUCUGGUAUCGAUUGUCUUUGUGCACUGCCACUUCAUCGACACAAAUAUAACGAUAAAUUAUUGUAAUAAGUGCCAAACUUUAAGUUAUUUUUAUUAAAAAACUAACUUGAAAUUUUUUAACACAUCCAAACUAGAAUAACUGCAUACGAUACUGUUUUUGAUACAUCGAUACCAGAUUUUGAUAUUAAUAUUUAAGAUUUACAAAAAUCAUUUGAGUAAUCAGUGGUUGAAUCUUAUUUUCUCUCAUUUUGUAAAAAAAUACCAACUGGCUACUCAAAUGAAACUUCACAAGUCUCUUCCAUGUGCAAGUGAGCCACAUCUUCCCGGCGAAUGACUUAAUUUGAAUGUAUUUUCUCAAAUUAUAACUUGCGUGCGCGCGUCUCCAGUUGACGCCAUUUUGAAUGAAAAGAUGGCGCCCGAACGACCCAAACAGCUGAUUCCAGGUUGAAUCCGCUGAAAAUGGUACAUAAAUAUAAAUAAAACAGGAAUGUUUGCAAUGCAGGAAGCAUUGUUUUACUACAUUUCACUAAAAAAAAAGUACAGCGUCCACUGGAAGCGCGGCGCGAUGCAGCAUUUAGUAUGGUUAAGGUUAUUUAUCGCGCGCGAGUGCGAAUGUGAUCGUAUAAAAUAUCGCUUGUCUAAUUAAUUAUUACUAUAAUCAUAGAUUAUUUUCUUAAUAUCGGUAGAUCUGCGGAAACGAUUGCUUGAUAAGAAUUAUUUUUAUAUUUUCCUGUGACUCAAUUUAUCGCUUAAAAUAAUAAUUUAUUUUUAAACAGAUAUCGAAAUUUAAUUAAGGCAUUAUCGUAGUAUUGGAAUUUUCGAAGAGUAUUUAUUGGAUAUCGUAGCGUCUAGUCGAAGAAUUUGUAACAGUUUUUGUGUGAAUCCGACGUAUUAUCGGUAGGUUAGUGAACCAACAUCGUGAGACUGAAACCUACGUAAUUUAAAUUAACAGUGAAUCAUUGUACCGUAAUUUAAGUUUUUAACUGGGCUAUUCGCAAUACCAGACGUGCUUCAAAACUGUCUCAUAAUUUCCUCACAAAUUACCAUUUAACUCAUUCCUUUCACCUAACGUGACGAGAUAAUUUCUAAGUUACUGAAUCAUCCGAGCACGAAGUCUGGCUUAAAUAAUGAAUAAGCUAAUUAAGUUAAUGUAAGUAACAUCGGUAUAGGAUUAAGCUGAGUUUACACCGCUCCCAAAAACGUCCAUUCCAAGAUUUUAAACUUAGACGAGAUUUUUUACAAUUUUUAAGACUUUUUACACUAUCUGGUGCACACCCGAGCUAUGGUGGGUGUAAAUGCUGUCUGUGCUUGUGUUUGGGAGGUUUGAGCGAGGUGUCGUAAGUUUUAUGAUAGUGAACAAAACGAACAAUGUACUGCGUAUAAUAUACUGAUCCUAAAUGUUUGUACGAUAACGUCUUUGUAAACUAUUAAUGAAUAAAUUAUAAUCAUAUUGUAAAAA
This is a messenger RNA of Maniola jurtina (meadow brown), 3739 nucleotides long. RefSeq names its product protein singed (gene singed). The transcript is spliced from 10 exons. Gene Ontology annotation, molecular function: actin filament binding; protein-macromolecule adaptor activity. The record is from RefSeq and is a predicted model, not a curated record. Gene Ontology annotation, cellular component: cytoplasm; actin cytoskeleton. Gene Ontology annotation, biological process: cell migration; actin filament bundle assembly; establishment or maintenance of cell polarity. NCBI's taxonomy places the organism in Eukaryota, Metazoa, Arthropoda, Insecta, Lepidoptera, Nymphalidae. Bases 286 to 1830 code for a protein of 514 amino acids.